AUAGGUACUUCUUUCACUGACAGACAUCGACGGGGAAGUGAUUUGCCUAAGUCUCGGGAAAUUCCCUGACUGUAACGAGUAAGCGCACAGAGAGGAAGAUCCUAACUACCCAGACAAGCAGCACUCAGACGCGGAAUAGGCAAGACGGAGGCUGCCGCCUGAACGAGAAGCAGCUUCGCAGACGCCAGCCUCAGCGGGAGAAGGUCCCACCAUGGCCGGUGGUCAUGAGCCAUAUAUUGAAAUACAUGAGCAACCUAGACAGAGAGGGAUGCGUUUUCGAUACAAAUGUGAAGGAAGAUCAGCAGGCAGUAUUCCGGGUGAACAUAGUACCGAUAUCAACCGGACGUUCCCAUCUAUACAGAUUCUGAACUACUUUGGGAAAGUAAAAAUCAGAAUAACAUUGGUAACUAAGAAUGAACCCUAUAGGCCGCAUCCUCACCAGCUGGUUGGAAAGGAUUGUGAAAAUGGUUACUAUGAAGCUGAAUUUGGGCCAGAGCGUAGAGUUUUGAGUUUUCAGAACCUGGGCAUUCAGUGUGUGAAAAAGAGAGAACUCAAGGAAUCCAUCAUUUCACGAAUUGCUAAGAAGAUCAAUCCAUUCAAUGUUUCUGAAGAACAGCUGUUGACAGUUGAAGAAUAUGACCUCAAUGUGGUGAGACUCUGUUUCCAAGCAUUCCUCUCUGAUAAGCUUGGCAACUGCACACAACCUAUAUCCCCAGUUAUCUCCAACCCCAUUUAUGAUAACCGUGCACCUAAUUCAGCUGAAUUGAGAAUCUGCCGUGUGAACAAGAACUGUGGAACAGCGACAGGAGGAGAUGAAAUUUUCCUCCUGUGUGACAAAGUUCAGAAAGAUGAUAUAGAAGUGAGAUUUUUCAUGAAUGACUGGGAAGACAGGGGGAUUUUUUCACAAGCUGAUGUUCAUCGUCAAGUAGCAAUUGUCUUCAAGACGCCCCCAUUUUUCAAAGAUAUCCCAGAUCCUGUGACUGUGAAGAUGCAAUUGCGAAGGCCCUCAGAUCAGGAAGUCAGUGAUCCAAUGGACUUUAGAUAUUUACCAGUGGAAAAAGAUCCUUAUGGACAUAAGGCAAAGAGGCAGAGGUCACCAAUGGCUUUACAAAAGCUCAUUCAAGAUUCUGGUCCCUAUGAAAGGUCUAAUGCUGCUCUGUUCCAGACUGCUACCAGUGAAGGAAAAUUCAUUAAGAAAGAACCAAAUAUAUAUUGCUCACCGAUUGAAACAGCCAUCCCACUGCAGAAAGGAAGCAUUCCUUCCUUGCAGGCAUAUUAUUCACCUCCUUUAAACCACUUAAGUUCCAAUGGACAUCCUGGUCCACCUUUUCAAAUGACAGAGUCCGUUAAGCAGGAUGGGGUUCUGCCAUCUUGCUGGCAUUCUUCUGUUUCACCUCUAAGUGUUUUGCUGCAACAUAGAAACUUGGGUGAUACGUUGCAUCCUACAAUGCAGAAUGGUAGCUCUCCAUGUCUUGGACAGGAAAAGUGUCUGAACUGGGCCAGUCAGAAAGAGGGAAACAUUUAUCACGGGUUCCUUGGAACAAUGAAUGAUCAUGAGUCAACAAUGUCGUCAUCAUCACCUUCGCCAUCAGUGUCUCAGCAAGAUAUGCAGAAUGUCUCCAGCACUCUUGACAGCCAGUCUAUUCAUCCAGAAAAUGCUGCAGUGUCCAAUGGCAUUAGCAUGGAGAUGGAAGACUCCAGAUGCUCAGAUGUUAACCUGGAAAAGUCAUCUUUUGUUCAAGAUUUAAAUCCAAGCAACCACAGGAAGAAAGUCCAACCAUUGCUGCCUCCUGCCAUAUCACCAGUAACCACUUCUAGCUUAUCUUUGACCUCUAUGUCCAAUAUUUUUGAGACACCAACUUUUCAAUAUAUGGCUAACCUUAAUGAAUCAGGAUUUCCUGGCAAUUCAAACAUGAUAAAUAUAUCAAAUUUUGAUACUUGCAGCACCCAAGAUGAUGAGUUCCUACAUUCCAUUGGAAGCAAUUUUGAUAGCAUACUUUAAUUUUUUUAAAAAAUAAUGUUUUGGAUUUUUUUACUUUGCGUUAAAUGCAAUAUGGACCUUGGUGCUCACCAAAAUCAGAACCAAAUGUCAACAUUUUGUAGAAUGGAGUAAUUUUAUAGUAGACCAAAGCUACUUCAAAUGUUGCAUACAGCCACUAGUUCUUGACUUAAGACUGUUUGUUUAAUGAUGGGUUGAAGUUAUGACAGCCCCUGAAAAAGUAACUACCCAUCCUUGAAAUUAUUUUUUUAAUACUUGUAUUAAAUUUAUCAAACUAUAAAAGACAACUGAAAGUGGGAAAAGAGGGAAGGGAAGAGAAAGAAGUGUAGAGUAGAGAGGGG
This is a messenger RNA of Notechis scutatus (mainland tiger snake), 2340 nucleotides long. RefSeq names its product REL proto-oncogene, NF-kB subunit (gene REL). Lineage: Eukaryota; Metazoa; Chordata; Lepidosauria; Squamata; Elapidae. Gene Ontology annotation, cellular component: cytoplasm; nucleus. Gene Ontology annotation, molecular function: RNA polymerase II cis-regulatory region sequence-specific DNA binding; DNA-binding transcription factor activity, RNA polymerase II-specific. The record is from RefSeq and is a predicted model, not a curated record. Gene Ontology annotation, biological process: response to cytokine; inflammatory response; canonical NF-kappaB signal transduction.